GACUAAAUCCCCAAUUUCUUUCGGAACACAACACGUUCCCAAUCGAACUCAUCGUCCACGGCGAGAUUGCGUAUUGCGUGGUUUGCCUCCUCGUCCUCCUUCCUCAUCCCAAUUCCGGCUCCUCCCUCACGUCUCCGGCGGGACCGGCCGACCGAUCGAUCGGACCUAGGCGGCGAUGGCGCUGGCCGCGGCGGCGCACAAGAUCCCGCUGGAGGUGGCCCACACCCUCGUCGAGAUCGCCGAGGUCGCGCGCUACGCCUACGUGCACCGCCCCGGCCACCACCCGGCCCAAGACGGCGCCCCGCCCACACCACCCGUGGGCUCUGAUGACGGGUGCGCCGCCGAUGAGGCCGCGCGGCUGCGGGAGGAGAACGCCAUGCUCCGCGCCCUCCUUGCCGACGACCUCGCCCUCCUCCGCGAGCUCCACGGCGCGCCCUGCGUCUCCCAGGAGUGCCCUCCCGAUCUAUACAAUCGACUGCUAGCAGCGGUCAACAAUGUUAGCUUCCUUGCUCAUCUUGCAAAACUACAGGCUGAGUUGACGUGUCAAGAUACUGAACUAUCUUCUGGCAAUAUGAAAGAGGUGGAAGUUGGAGACAUUCCGGACAACAUGGGUAAUGGGAAGAAAGGAUCAUGGGUCUUGGUUGCUUGUGAUACUGCUAGGGCUAAUUUGGAGGAAAUUAGUGGAAUUGAUGAUGAAAAUUAUGUGAUAAUCAAUGAAGACGACAUAGUCGAUGGUAUUGCCACAUUUGUUGCUAGGUGCAUUCUUGAAGAUCCAAAGUCCAAGUCGUUAUCGCCAGCGGAACUCCAAAAUGCUGUUGCAAAGGCAUUAGAUAGCAUAAAAGCUCGGUGGAGAUGGUCGACUCUUUGGGAGGCUGGACAAGUUAUUUAUAUCUUGGCUACUUGGGGAAUCACAUUAGCAGGGUUGUACAAGAGUCGCCAUGUCCUGAAGGUGGCAGCUAAGGGUGCUGCCGUGUCUGCCAGAUUUGUUAUGAAGGCAUUCUGAAUGCAAAAGCGCCUGGUAUCAUGAUCAUGUGAAAUGAUCAGCAGGUUGUAAAAUGUAAAUACAAAACUAACAUCAGCUGUACAUAUGCGAUUGCAACUUGUUUUAUGAUGAACUAUGACUGUUCAGAAGUGA
Molecule: messenger RNA, 1135 nt
Organism: Phragmites australis (common reed)
Lineage: Eukaryota; Viridiplantae; Streptophyta; Magnoliopsida; Poales; Poaceae
Exons: 6
Coding region: 176-1003 (275 amino acids)
Source: RefSeq, a predicted model, not a curated record